This is a messenger RNA of Seminavis robusta, 828 nucleotides long. NCBI's taxonomy places the organism in Eukaryota, Bacillariophyta, Bacillariophyceae, Naviculales, Naviculaceae. The record is from the annotation of a GenBank genome assembly.
AUGACACAGCUUGGAUGGAGCCAAGAGGAGUUCAAUGAAGAGGCCCAGAGGCUGGUCUCUGCUCUAAAGGGUUUGCAGAAGUCAAGCUCAGCGUCUCAAGAAUUUCUAAGGGAUUGGCUGUUGGAGGUGGAUGCCAAGGUUGGACACCAUGGUGGCUUCUUUCUGAAGCAUCCAUCUGUGACACGAAUUAUUGUGUGCGUGGGCCAUCAGGAGACCACAGAAACAGAAGAAGAAGACCACCCUGAAGAAAAAGAGGACGCCUUUUGUGAUGACACAAUACUACAAGAUGACGCAGAAGUCAUGGCAGAGCCUAUCGCCGUUGAUACUGGUAUUGACGGUAAAUCCAGAUACCAUUCCGAUCAUUCAUCGUCCUCAGUACUAUGCGAGACACGGUGGCAUUUCAGCAUUGUCUACAGCAACACAUGGAAAGCUCCAAUUUUGUACUUUACAGUGGAAAACAUGAGUGACAAUUUUAGUCCAUGCCCUCGAUCGGACGUCCUCCAAAUCCUAACGACAUUCAGCCACUACAACCGCGUGGAGGAUGCCUGGGAGUUUUUGUCUCAUGAAGAGCACCCCAUUUCUCGGAUUCCAUCCUUUUUCCUCCAUCCCUGUCAGACUUUGGAACGGUUGCAGACACUGCUUAAAAUGCAAUCUACUACGAAUGGUACAAACAAUGGUAAUGCUGACAGCUACGACUGCCGCCUGUUGAGUUGGUUGUCCAUGAUUUUGCCGAGUGUUGGAUACUCGUUUCCAUCCAAUCUCUUUCAGGAACUGCAAGAGCAACUCAGUCUUCCAUCUAAGGAGCAACCGCAAGGGGAUCCGAGUUAG